Messenger RNA from Protobothrops mucrosquamatus (brown spotted pit viper), 8128 nucleotides. RefSeq names its product glutamine and serine rich 1 (gene QSER1). Bases 1 to 5292 code for a protein of 1763 amino acids. The transcript has 13 exons. The record is from RefSeq and is a predicted model, not a curated record. NCBI's taxonomy places the organism in Eukaryota, Metazoa, Chordata, Lepidosauria, Squamata, Viperidae.
AUGAUGGACAGGAACUACCCACCAGCCCCCAGCUACCCUGAUCCAUUAGGUUCGGCCGCCGCCGCUGCCGCCUCUUCGCAACCCGCCACCGUCUGGGCCUAUGAACGGGGCGUCAGCAGCCUCAAGCCCAGUUUAAACUAUGGAGGAGGACAUUCAUCACACUCAGAAGCGGAUCUUCUUAGACAAACAUAUACAGCUUCUCAGCAGUUUCCUGUGUACACUACCACACCCCAUCCUUCUGGUCUUCCUGGAAUUUUUGAUAAUACUACACACAGUGACAAUAGCAACACUAAAGAAACAUCAGUUAUGAAUUUUCUCUCUGCAAUCGAAUCUCGCAAUACUCAGACUGUUUCUUCGGGAACAACUCUUUUACCACAAUUUAGGACUCCCACGUGGCAACCAGGCAUGCAUUCAUCAACUGAGCUUUUUACCCCUGGAACCCUACCAACAUCUGGAACCUUUCCAUCAACCUCAGUUUAUCAACAUCCCAAUGCUUUUAGCAGUAGAAACUUUGUUACUACUCCUUCUUUAACACUUCAGGAUACAACUUUUAGUGCAACCUCAAAUGGGCUUCUAACUGCUCAUGACCCUUUAUUGCAGAUCAAGACAUCCCAAGGCACAGUCCCCCCAGGACUCACUUUUGAACGUCUGGGCAGUUAUGUAUUAAGUACCAGCAUACCACCACAGUCUUCAACGUACCGUUCUGCUCAAGAGUCUGCACCACAUCUCCUACAGCCACAGUUCAGUUUAUUGCCUUCAUCACUUGGUGGAGGAGCUCAGCAGACUCCACAGGUGUAUAACUCAACUCUGUUUACUGGUUCUACUGCCUCCAUUGAAAGAGCACUGCAGCGUGAAUGUAGUGUAAUUAAACACCAUCAGCGGCCUUCAAACACACAGUCUGUUCAGGCACAACUGACUGGUUCACAGCAUUCCUUACAGAACUAUUUACCAAGUACAAAUGAAACUGAUUAUCAGGAUGCAUCCCGCCAAUCAUCUUGUAGCCCAGCUGGCGAUGCUACUCAGGUGAGCAGUAGUGGUCCACAGCAGAAAUCCUCUCAGGUUUCAGUGGAACAUGCUCAGUCAUAUGCAUCAGCAGUUCCAUCACCAGGUUUCCCCUCUGUUUCCACUACAAAUGCAAAACAGUGUUCUACAAAGCAACCACCAAGGUCAACAAAGACACCCAAACCACAAAGUGUAGCCCCUUCUGUACAGACACAAAGUUAUUCCAAAAUUGCACAGAACCAGAACUCUGUAAUAGCUAGUCAAGCACAAAUCUAUUCUACAGCACAGCUCCCAAGUCUUCUGUCAGUAAGUCAGUCACAAAAUUAUAUUUCAACACAGUCGCAGAAUGUGCCACCUGUUAGUCACGCACAAGCAUUCUCAGCCAUCAAGAUUGAGAAAUUACCAUCAUUCUACAAAACACUUUCGUAUGCUGGGCAAUCAGAAGCUGUUACUUCUGAAAGCCAGGCACUACCAUACACGUCUGACCAACAGGUAUUAACCUCAGUUUCAAAUACCUUCUCUGGGCAAACAAGGGAUCUUUCUUCAAGCAGCCAGUCUGAAAAUUAUUCUUCUAGUCAUUCUCAGGGUAUGUCAACAGUUAGCCAGCCACAGAUUAGCUAUUCAUCUCAGUCACAGGUCUUGUCAGUUGUUAGUCCUUCAGAAACAUUUUCUUCUCAUAUUCAAAACCUGUCAACUACAAGCCCUCCCCAGAACUAUAUUUCAUUGCAUUCUCAGGUACAAGAGUCACCCUCUCCACAAUCUCAAAAGUUUUUGCCAGUUGUACAGUCAACUCCUUUUGAAGUAACACCUAAUUCACCAGCAUUGCAGAACAACAGAUCUUCCUCAGAUACAAAGUCAUACAUUAAAAGGAAAUCUGAUCCUAAUUUGUAUCAAACAUCUAAACAAGAUGAUCAGUUUCCAAUGCAUAAUUUUCAGGCACUGCAACAGCAAUCAUCUCUUGAUUCCUCUCCUCAGAGACUUACUGAUGGUGAGAUUAAUGCUCAGGAUACAACUUACAAAGUUUCCAAAGCAGAUAAUCGCUACUCUCAAAGUGUAAUCAGAAGUAACUCUCGUCUUGAAGAUCAAAUUGUUGGGUUUACUUUUCAAGGAUCAAAAAAAGAUGAAACAAUGGUUAACCCUGUAACACAAAUCAGCCAUAUUACCAAUACAGUGAAUCAUGAUAUUAAAAAAGCAAGAAAUUUACUAUCAACAGCACAAGUAAAUGCAGACAGUAAAGAACUUGGCCAGCAAGAGUCUCUUAUGCACAAGGUACAUGAAGUUAAAGUCUCAGAGCAACAAAUUCAUGUUAGUUCACCAACUCAGCUUCAUACUCAGGCCAUACGGCACAGCCAUCAGCUAUGCCUGCCUACUUCACAGGUACUUCUAGAAUCCCCCUGUGAUUUACAAAUGCUUCAGCAGUCAAUAUUGCAAUCUGGUUUAGGAUACACCAAAAGUGUUCCACAAGUACAGCACCUUAUGAAUUCUCAGCAGUAUCUUCAAGUGGAUGGUCAUAUGAUUCAAGGUAAUGGGAGGCAUUCUCAGGAGCAGCUUCACUCGCAACACUCUGAAAUUUUGAAAGUUAACCUUUCUGAACCAUCAAAGCCAUUACAACAUCAUUUGACAUCCAAAGAUAAUUUUGAACAGCCAAAUCAUGAAUCUAAGAAUCAAUUUGUUUCCCUUAGUUCUGUAUGUUUUCCAGAAUCUGUACUUCUCAAUGAUGAAAGGAAUAUAUUGUCUAAUGUAGAUGAUAUCUUGGCAGCCACAGCUGCAGCUUGUGGAGUAACACCAUCUGAAUUUGCAAAAUCAACAGCCAGUGAUGAAGAAAUUCAGUCAAUUGAAAAUGGACAUAGCCCUAAAUCUCAGUUUCAUACAAUAGAUGUCAGACACGUGACUCCUAGCUUCAACUCAUCACCUGCAAUUUCUGGAAAGCCACUUAGUGUGAAUAAUAUUUCUUUAAAUGGAGGUCAUGUUACCCUAAAUUUAACAGCAGUAUCUGCAGAACAAACAAAAGAUAAGAACCUUGACCAACAACACAUUGAGAUUUCUGAUCAAGGUAUUCCUACUAGAAUUACAACAGUUGAGAUUGAAAGAAGGCAGGAACAGGUUUCUAGUCAAGUUAAGCAACACUCCAGCACCAGGAGUGAAUCUGAAGCUAAAAAUAAUGUUCAUAUGGAUGGAACAUUAAACAUUAAAGAUAUAGGCCUUAUUUCAAGUAGUAGGACUCUAAAUGAAGGGAUUGCAAUGUCACAAACAGAUUAUAGCAUGGCAAGUAACAAUGCUGACGUUCCACUGCAACAAAUAUCUAUGCAGCAUCCAAGAAAUGGAAAUGGUAAUACUGAAGACAAGAGCCAACUUUUACCAGAAGAGGACCCUCAAAUGCAAAAAGACAGAGGACAGAAUCAAAUUAAAAAUGUCAGUGAAGUUGUUGAUAAAAAUCAGAAGCAACUGAAACGAAGUGGGCAGUGCAAACGUCAAAAUUCAAGAGGCAUUGAUGCCAGCUUUCCUUGCUCUCCGGUUCCUGAAAACUGUUAUGAAACUUACCAACAUCAAGAAAAAAUGAGGCAGAAAAUUAAAGAGGUGGAAGAAAAGCAGCCAGAAGUUAGAAAAGGAUUUAUUGCAUCUUUUUUAGAUUUCUUGAAAUCUGGACCCAGACAGCAGUUUUCAGCACCUGCUAUCCGUGUUCCUAAUCGUGUAAGAAGACCUGUCACCCCACUUAUUAGAGCACCUUGUCAGUUGCCAAUCUCAAAAGCUCAGACAGCAACAGCUACUUUGCCUUUUGAUGGUUCUGCUGAAAAUUCAGUUAAGAACAAUUAUGAAGAACCUAAGAUAAAGUCAGAAGCCCGGCCUUUUUUUUCUUUUGAUAAAGAUAAUGUGGGGAACAACAAAGAUCACCAAAAGAGUAUAUAUUCUUCAUUAUCAUCAUCUGAUAUAAAGACAAAUUCAGAAAUUGACAAAACAGUUUCUCAAGCCAUCACUAACACUGCCGUAAAGAAGGAAGGUUCCCAAAUGACUGUUACGAUGGCAGAUGCACAGGUGAAAACCUGUAUAGCACAAUUCGAAAUGGAGAGUGUUGUUACAGACCAGUUAGCAAAACCGCAAGCAUUGGUUGCAGUAGAAGGAUAUACUGAGGAUGACCAUGGAGACAGUGAAGGCGAAGGCAUAUACAGAGAGCGGGAUGAAUUUGUAGUGAAGAUUGAAGAUAUAGAAGCACUAAAGGCUGCUUUAAAAAGAGGAGUGGAGCCUCCAGCCAUCUGGAAAGUUCAAAAGGCUUUGCUGCAAAAGUUUGUACCUGAAGUACGAGAUGGACAAAGAGAAUUUGCAGCUACUAAUAGUUAUCUUGGGUACUUUGGAGAUGCAAAAUUGAAGUAUAAACGAGUAUAUGUGAAGUUCAUAGAAAAUGCAAACAAAAAAGAGUAUGUCAGAGUAUGUUCCAAGAAGCCAAAAAAUUCACUUGUACACUCUGCAAGAAUUGCUCACUGUAAACCGAGCAUGAGCAUCCCUAAAGUUCCUGAUCCCCCAGUGCCAAAAACUGUUACAACAAAAGUUACUUCAAUGAAACUCAAAGCAAAACAGCCAAAGGCAAAGGCUGAACCACCACCCAAAAAACGCAAAACAUGGAAAGAAGAAUCGCCCUCUACUCCUCAGCUGCAGAGUGAUGAGGAAGACACUGAACCACCAGCACCUAUUGUUUCUCGGUUUUUAAAUACCAGAGCUAUGAAGGAAACAUUUAGGAAUUAUAUGGAACUGCUUGUCAGCAUUGCCUUGGAUCCAGAUACCAUGCUGGCAUUGGAGAAGAGUAAUGAUGAGCUGCUUUUGCCUCAUAUGAGAAAAAUUGAUGGCAUGCUGAAUGACAAUAGAAAAAGGCUGCUUUCCAAAUUACAUGUGGAGCGACCAUUCAAGGCCGCUUUGGAAUGUUUUCCUGAACUGACAGUAAUAACUCGAGAUUCUAAAACAAAAAUGGGAACGAAUGCAGUUUCUAGAGUCAAGAUGAAUGGGAAAGCUUAUAAUAAGAAAACACUGAAAAUUUCUAAAGCAGCCACAAAAUUAGCACAGGAAUUUACUGUGGAUCCAGAAAAAAUUCCUUUGUGUUCUUUGUAUCAUUCACUCCAUCAUUACAAAUAUCACAUGUUUCUCAGAUGUAAAGUAGAGAUUUCUUCCGUUCAAAAAAAGAAUGCAGAUCUAGGUCAAGAGGAAAUAGUACAGCAGUGCAUGAAAAAUAUAAAAUGGAUAGAAGAUCUCUUUGAGAAGUUUGGUGAACUUUUGAAUCACGUUCAGCAGAAAUGUUCCUAACAAAUACUGAUCCAAAUGUGACUUUUUUUUUCUUCUGUUCUACUCAUCAAAAUAAAAGAAUAGGCUGAUAGGCUGGUCAUGCCAAGCUUUAUUCUAGGUCAAAAGAAAUCAUGGUAUUCUGGGUUCCUUGGAUUCUAAUAAGAAAAAAAUAUAUAUGCUGCCAAGCAAAUGGAACUACAAACAAACCUGCAUUUUUAACUUGGAGAAUAUUUUUUUCCUAUUUUGUAAACACUUGUUUUGAAAUAACUUAGGUUUAUUUUUGACAAAUGAUCAAAGCAUGUACUUAAAUAUAUAUUUUGGCUAUGAUUAAAAUAACUUUUUAAAUAUCAUGCCAUUUUUUUUUUACUCUGAACACUAGGAAGAGUCACAGUGGUGGUAACUGUGACCAAUCAAGUAGAGUCUCGAACAUUUUGCAGAGAAAUCUAAUAGGACAAGAAUGACUGUAUGAAUAAUCUCCAUCCACAUUCAAGAAUACCAUUCUCCUUUAUGAACUCCAAUUACUGAUGUUAUGUUCAGGAAAUUCAACAUGGAUUUGGUGCAAUCCUAUGACUGCUAUUUUGUGACAGAUUAUAUUAUAAUAAAAACAAUUAAUUAAUUAUUUUCCCUGGGUCUUGAAGAAAGACAUAUUUUUCCUUUACAUUUGUGUCCUUUAUUUUUCCCUUUUGGAAAGAAAUCAAUUGUACAUUUUAUCCCACAAAUAGUUGUAUUUUUCAGAGGAAAAAGUAUUGUGGCUUAAAAUCAUUUCAUGUACCCUUGUAAUACAUUUCCAAUUGUUUUCUUGUUCAUUUUAUAUAUUAAUUUCAUUUUGUAAACUAUGUAUCUUGAGAUUAUCUUUGUUUAUACAGGUUUGCUUCAGUGUUAACCAUGAAUGAGACAUAUUAGACUUCAUAAGUUUGCUUUAUGUAUGGUUAUAUUGACAGAUUGCAGCUUAUUUUCUGAUAAAUGAAAGAUGAUUUUUGUCUUAAAAUUGCUUGAUUAAUAGAACAUUUCAAUAAACAGCUACUACAUUGGUCCUCAGUAAAGUGAGAAUUAGCAAUUGACCAGGCUAUAUGCAGUGUUGAAAACAAUUGACUUUUUUAUUUUUGUUAUUUAGAAUUGGUAAUGGCAGAACUGUUUGUUUCUUGGUGCCUUUUCAGAGUCUCAGGCAUCUUUUGUAAAUGACUUUCUCUGAUUAAUUAUUUUUCAGUCAGAAUCAGUAGUCCCACUUAAGUUACAAAUGGGCUAUACUUGCAUCAAUAGGAAUUUUUUUUUAAAAUUUGCUAACAGAAUGCCUUACCUCAGCCAUUGAUUCAAUAUGUGCAGGACUUGUUAUUUAGAUUUUGUGAAAUUGAAGAUCCUGUACGUCCAUCAAAUAAUAUAUUAAAACAAUUCAUUUCUCCUGUCACUGCCACCUAGUGCCUUAAUUUCAGCCAAGAAAACAGGUUUCCUCAUUCACUAGCCAAUCAGGAUAUUAUUAUAUGUAGCAUGAUGUAUUUUCUUUAGUUAUACAUGUGUUCAUGCACCUUAGAUAUGUAAAAUACAAUGAAGGGCUGUGUUCAUGAGCAAUUAAACUAGGAUUUCAAAAUAUCGAAAGGCAGCAUUUUAUCUUAAUUUGUAUCUUAUGUUGGACAACCAGUGUAUUUUCCAAAUAUGUUUUAAUGUUAUUGGAAGUAGUACUUCUCAUUUCAUUCCUCUGAUGGGUUCAGUCAAAAUAUUGAUAGAAAUUGGUAAUUGGACUUAAAUUGAAAAAGUCAAGUUGUGAUACUAUGGCUAUGAAACUUGAGUUAAUGCCUUGUGCUAAGAUAUGGUUUGUUUUAGCUAUGAUUUUGUUCCAUAAGUGAUAGUAGCUGUGUUUACACAGAAAUAACCCACAAACCAUGGUUUACAUGUUAGAUUCUAGAUCUGAUUAAGCUGAAACAAAGAAAAUUAUAUUAUGGCCUAGCACAAUGUGUUAAUUCAGUCCAAAUAUAUUUCCAUUGAUCCUAUGGAAAAGUUAAAAAUACAUAAUUAUAUAUUAUUGACUAAAUCUUGAUUUCUUGCUUAAGAACAAUUUGUGAAAUGCAUCUGGUUAUAAGCAAUAAACCGGUACUGCUUGAAUGUGGGAAAUUAGCAUAUGCACAUUUACUGGAAAUAGAUAUACUUCAUUCUUACCUUAAAAUCUAAUCUUAUAUUCAUCUGGAUACAAGCCCCGUUUAUUUAAAGGACUUUUUUUUUUAUUAAAUCAGUAGGACAGCAAUAUAAGAAUACUGUUCUGCAUUUUAAAAAAUGGAACCUUUUUUUCUGCUAUAGAUGCAAUAGCCUACUUAUUUGGGAUGGGUAUUUAAAGAAGAUAUAGUUUCCAUAUUAAUUUCUAAAACGCCAGAAAAAAAUUCAAUUGAAGGUUUAUAAAUGUAAUCCAAAAAUAGCUCUUCUACCACCAAUUUAAAACAUACCUUGAAAAAGGCCUAUGAAUAGAAGAUGUAAGUGGAGUAUGACUGGUUCAUCAAUUAUAACCUAUUCUAAAUUAGCAAUUAACACAAGGCACUUAGUUGAUAAAACUUUAAAAAUGUGAUUUUUAAAAAAUAUUUCAAAGGCCUGUCCAUUUCAACUUCUCACUAUCAAUUCUUAAACCAACUUUGAAAUUUGUAUCCAUUCAAUGAAAUAAAAAGGCUUUCAAAUUCUAAUUUCAGACUGCAGUCUUACAACAGUCUCUUCAACUUCAUUAAACCAAUGGAACUUACUAUUAGUUAACCUAUACAUAACUAUACUGCUGUGUCAGUUUUCUGUUUUAAUCUUAGGUGGCAAUUGUCAAAAGAUGGGGAAGAGCUUCUCAGGAUUAUGGAAGUAAAUAUACAAGUUUUAGUGUUUUAAUAAAUAA